UUAACAGGGACAUUUGAAGGCAGCACCAAUCUAUUGAAGGAGGCGGGAUUAUGUGGCGUUACGACGAAAGAAUCCAAUCAGAGGCCAGCUUUUCACAUAGUAACCCCAAUCAGCGAAUAGGGACUGGCUGGUUGCGAAGGUAGUGGUCGUGGUGGUGUACUGGAAGAAGCAAGUGUUUCCUCUGGGCUUGUUUGCUGCAAGGUUUAGUAACAACAUUUUACUCGUGUAUCUGUCAGGUUAGGCGCCGAAAUUAUCGGCGUUUGAUCCUUUUGUUAUGCAUUAUUUGGUUUCUGCAUUCUAAUUUUGCAGUCUAGCUUGGCAGGUGAAUCUAAAUCUGCCUGAAAGCAUAUUUGAAUAUAAUAGGGACACGAAAUUACGAUGCCAUCCCCGAUGGAGGGAUCUUCCAGAGAAGGUGACCUGUUUACUGUGAAACACGAGCUGAAAAAUGCCAACCUGACGGGCCAUGUAGAGAGGGUGGGGAUUGAAAACUUUGAGCUAUUAAAGGUGCUGGGUACUGGAGCAUAUGGAAAGGUGUUCCUCGUGAGAAAAGUCAGUGGCCAUGAUGCAGGAAAGCUUUAUGCCAUGAAGGUUUUGAAGAAGGCCACUAUUGUACAGAAGGCCAAGACUGCAGAACACACGCGGACGGAGCGGCAGGUGUUGGAGCACAUUCGCCAGUCUCCAUUCCUAGUCACACUUCACUAUGCCUUCCAAACAGAAACCAAGCUGCACCUCAUUCUUGAUUAUGUAAAUGGUGGGGAGCUCUUCACGCACUUGGUGCAAAGGGUGCGGUUUAAGGAGCAAGAAGUAGCCCUGUAUAGCGGAGAGAUUGUUUUGGCACUAGAACAUCUACACGAGCUUGGGAUUGUCUAUCGGGACCUUAAACUUGAGAAUAUUCUACUAGAUUCAAAUGGUCAUAUAGUUCUCACAGAUUUCGGCCUUAGUAAAGAAUUUGAUCAGGCUGAAAGAGCUUUCUCUGUCUGUGGCACCAUUGAAUAUAUGGCUCCAGAAAUUGUGGAAGGAGGAGAGUCGGGGCAUGACAAGGCGGUGGACUGGUGGAGCCUCGGCGUGCUGAUGUAUGAGCUUUUGACUGGUGGGUCGCCCUUCACUGUUGAUGGAGAUGAGAACUCGCACACAGACAUUGCCAAGAGGAUUGCCAAAAAAGAUCCUCCUUUCCCUAAAGACAUGGGACCACUGGCCAAAGACCUAAUCCAGCGACUCCUCAUUAAAGAUCCAAAGAAGAGAUUAGGGUCGGGACCUAAUGGAGCGGAGAAUGUAAAGAAACACCCAUUUUACCAGAAAAUUAACUGGGAGGAUUUGGCAGCCAAGAAGGUGCCUGCGCCGUUCAAGCCAGUGAUUCGGGAUGAGCUGGACGUCAGCAACUUUGCAGACGAGUUCACAGAGAUGGACCCCACCUACUCUCCUGCAGCUCUGCCUCAGAACUGUGACCGCAUCUUCCAGGGUUACUCUUUUAUGGCCCCCUCCAUCCUGUUCAAGAGGAAUGUGGUGAUGGAUGACCCUGUCCAGCUGUGUGGGGGUUCUGAAAAGCCAGGCUCAGCUGCGGUGGCCCGCAGCGCCAUGAUGAAGGACUCUCCUUUCUACAUGAGUUAUGAGAUGGACCUGAAGGAAAGUGCUCUGGGGGAGGGUAGCUUCUCGAUCUGCAGACGGUGCACACACAAGAAGACUGGGCAGAAAUAUGCAGUCAAGAUUGUCAGCAAGAGGAUGGAGGCCCAGACUCAGCGGGAAAUAGCAGCCCUGAAGCUCUGCGACGGUCACCCUAACAUUGUCAAGUUACAUGAAAUUUACCACGAUCAGCUUCACACAUACCUGGUUCUGGAGCUGCUUGGUGGAGGGGAGUUGCUGGAGAGAAUCCGCCGGAAGCAACAUUUCAGCGAAACGGAGGCCAGCCGGAUCAUGCGCAAACUGGUGUCUGCUGUCAGUCACAUGCAUGACGUAGGAGUUGUGCACAGGGAUCUUAAACCGGAGAACCUGCUCUUCACAGAUGAGAAUGAGAACUCUGAGAUAAAAAUCAUAGACUUUGGCUUCGCUCGACUGAAACCACCAGACAAUCAGCUCCUAAAGACUCCCUGCUUCACCCUGCAGUACGCUGCACCAGAGAUACUCAAAUAUGAUGGCUAUGAUGAGUCCUGUGACCUGUGGAGUCUAGGGGUCAUCCUGUACACCAUGCUGUCCGGCCAGGUGCCUUUUCAGUGCCAGGAGAAGAGCCUGACCCACACCAGUGCUGAAGAGAUUAUGCGCAAAAUCAAACAGGGAGACUUCUCUUUUCAAGGAGAGGCCUGGAGAAACGUGUCCAAGCAAGCUAAGGACCUCAUACAAGAGCUGCUGACGGUCGACCCUAACAAGAGGAUUAAGAUGUGUGGCCUCCGUUACAACGCCUGGCUCCAGGACGACAGCCAGUUGUCCUCCAACCCACUUAUGACCCCAGACAUUCUCGGAUCCUCCACUGCCUCUGUCCACACUUGUGUCAAAGCUACUUUUAAUGCAUUUAACAAAUGUAAGCGGGAAGGGUUCCGCCUCCAGACGGUGGACAAGGCGCCUCUAGCCAAGAGGAGGAAGAUGAAAAAAACAAGUACCAGCACAGAGACCCGCAGCAGUUCCAGUGAGAGCACCCAUUCCUCCUCCUCCUCCUCCCAGUCACAGGAGAAGACUUUUCAAGAGGGAGACCCCAAUCGACAGCACUCUAACAUCACUCCUAUCACCACCCCUGUCAACACACCGGUGCCCUCCGGAACAGAUUCUGGGCCCCAGCCAGCACCUCCAGCCUUUCCCUUCUCAGAAGGACAGUAAGACAGCCUGAGGAGAAUCCAGAUUCAGACGGUUAGGUCUGAAAAAAAAGAAGAAGAAGAAGAAGUUUGGCUUGGACUAGUAUAGAGACAUCCUUCUUCUUUCUCUCUGCCUCUGGCUCAAUUGCAUGGAUGUCAGCACGUCUCUAGAACCAAGCAUGCAGCAGGAGCAGCACUGUCACCUCUAUAUCAAUCAAUCAAUCAAUCAAUCAUCACUAGCAAUAGCCUAUCCUAUCUUUUGCUCUGACUUUCUCACACAGACUAUCAAUCAGGGACUGGACCAGGAAGAAGUGUCACCAGUGUCCUAAAAGAAAAGGGCUGCCCUACUGCCCCCGGUCCAGAGAGUGGAGAGACAUCUUCAGUCUCGUCAUUAAAUCACAACAUCUGUCCUCUCCUUUUCUGUCUUUGUCCGAGUUUUUAGAGAUUUAAAGGGAAAGUCAGCGUUUACACCACGGAUGCUUUGUAAUUUCUGUCAAAAGGAGAGAGAAACAAAAGGCCACAUGCCGGAGGAUAAUCUUACGUCUCUGCUAUACGGAGCAGCUUAUUUAUAUGUGAAUUUUGCAGACUGAAAUUUAUUUAUGAUAAGCUAUAUUAUUAACUUAUUUAUGGUUCAUUAUGAUCUGAAAAGAAAUAAUGGAUACAGUGAGACUAAAAAAAGAAGAUAUUUUGUGUAUGUGUGUGUGUGUGUUUUCCUAUCAGCUCAAAAAACUUUCCAUAUAGUCAAAUGGUCUUUCAUAUAUCUUUCUAGUUAAACACAUCAAAGAGUCUAGUAGGUCAGUUUUAGUUUGUUUUGUAUACAUCGUAAGAGUCAAAGUCAUGAAACCAGAGUUCUUUAUAGGUACUGCUAAUUAUUUAAGGUGAAUUUUAAGAUUGAUAUUUGUUUAGUGGCUUAAAAAAUAUACAUUUCCUGAUUCAUAUAAAAGAUGAAAAUGUGUGCACAUCUUUUUGUAAGAACCAAAUGUGGAUGUAGUAAGUUCAGCCGAAUCUGUGAUUUUAUCAUUGUAUGGCGAGUACCGCUGCCUGAGGCAGUGCAACCUGACUAGAACAGCUAUAUUUAGACUUAUUUUUGUCUCUUAUGUGGGAGUAUGGCUACUGCCGGACUUAGCGUUGCUGCUGUUCCAUGUGGUCUGAUCCUGAAGUCAGUAUUUAGCCCAGCAGUAGAGACCUAAUUGUCUCAUUAUCACUACAACCAAUUGGAUUGAACAGAAUGUCCCAAAUGGAAAAUGAAGAUCAGCUUAGCGUAAGGGUUGAAUGCGUCAAGUAGUUUGAGAUUUGAGCCUUCUUGGAACCAAGAUGCCUGAGGGCAGUUUCAAGUGACCUCUUUUUUUUUGUCGUUGUUGUAGAUUAAAAAAUAUUAAUUAAAGGAAGGCUUAUGUGCCAAACUGCAUUUGAAUGGUAAUGUUUGAGUUUAAAGACGGUCAGACACUAGGACAUUUGGAGACAAUGUAGAGCAAAAGUAGCCCCGUUUUGUCUUCAGUCAUAAAACUACUGCAAAAUGCCUAACUUUGAUGAUUACAAGUUGUUGAGCACAAACUAGGGAUGCACUGAUUGAUUCUAUUAGCCAAAUGUUGGUAUCUGGCUGUUGUGGGCCUUGUUGACUCAUUUCAGCAAUUAAAUAUGUCUGAUGUGCGAAUCAUAUCCGUGUUUAACUGGCUUAUAGUAUGAUGAAGCGUUGAAAGACUUCAAGUUCAGUUAUGCUUAUUCAUAGUGAAGAUUUCUUUGCUUCCCUGGAACAGAAGGUGGAAUAAGUACGGGAAAAAAACACAUCAGAAUUUGCCAGUCGGCCCAGAACUUAACGAUCAGUGCAUCCCUACCACAUGCUUCUUUUUACUAUUGAUGCUGUCCUUGCUCUAUUUACCAUGUUGUACUGCAUGACUGAAAAGGUGAUCUUUGCACUGUGUGACAGCUCGCACUUUGAGGCAGAUAUCUUGUUAGUAUUAGGUCCCCAGUGCAUGAUAUGAACCGAAACAUCAACCACUUCCUUUAUUUGCCUUUGUGGGCUUUUUUGGGGGGGCAGAUUCUUACUUGAUUUAAUGUGAGUUUGUUUACUUGCUUAACCGAUUUUCAAUUCGGGACUUUUACUGUUUAAAAUUGUGAUGGAUGUACCAAAACCCCUUGUUACAAUAGUCUAAAUAUUGUAAUAUCCCAGUGUUACAAUUCUGGUGUUAGUUGGGAUGGUUAGGGGGAAAAAAAUGCCAUGCUCUGUUAACUGUUUUUUUAAAAUUAUGUCUUUGUCUGUUUCCAUUGUAAUAAUUGAAAUACUGUAUUUUGCUGUUGUGUGGGGUACUUGGUGAUCCGUAUGUGAAGCUACCUAGAAUCAGAUCCUCCUGCUCAGCCAGGAUACAGAUUUUCAGUUGGACUACUGUGUGCAUUUAAACACACGCUGUCAUCCUCUUCCAUUUUUACUCUGAAUCAGAACCAAAGCAUUAACUUCAAGGUAGCUGCUUUAAGCUGCAUGAGACAUUACCUUUCAUGCAAAUAUGCAAAGAAAUGCUUCAUAUAUCACAUUUUCUGUUUGUUCGGAUUUCUUUUACUUGGUCCAUUCAAUGAACGAUAUUUUUUAGUACAGAUGGUUUUUUUUAACAGCACACAAUGUGUUUUCUUCAGAGAUUCUUUAUGGAAUCAAUAAUAUCAAUACCCAGCACAUUAUCAUGCUUAAAUCUAUGCAUCUCUUUUACACUUUUGUGUUGCUUGUUUUGCCAUUUCACAGACCUCAUUGAAUGGGUUUAAGCAGAGUGCUUAAAACGGUGUAACAAAAUUUCUAUACACUGAUCGUCUACAACACCAAAUAUUGUGUAAUGUCCACCUUGUGCCAGAAGAAACAGCUCUGACAUGUUGGAGAACAGACAUGAGAUGCUGUUAGUUUCUGGGACAGGGCAGAUGGACUGCUGUCAGUCAGUUUGGAGACCAGUUUAAGACCUUGGGCUCUUGCUCAUGUUUUUUGUUUAAUUUUUGUGGUGUGGCAAGGUGCACUGUCCUGCUGGGAAAAGCAGCUAUUUCGGUGGGAAGCGUACGGCAAAGGAACAUCCACACGAAUGGCGCGAUCCAAGGUUUCUCAGCAUAACAUUGCAGAGAGUGUUUUUAAUGUUUUGGCUGAUCAGUGUUUACUGUACUUUUACUCCCAUAACGUCAGCCACUGUAGAAAUGGAACAGAUGGAAAAGAUUCCCAGUAUGAAAAAGCUGGAAUCCUUGGAGCUAAACACUACAAAGCUCUUGUCUAACUUAGUUCGCAUGAGUUCCCCGUUGCUGCCUCAUUAAGCCUCUUUUCUUUUGUUUGGGUGUAUUAAUAGCUCAAGUGGAGGAAGAGGAAGAGUGUCCUAUAUUGAGCUCCCCUCUGGGAGCCAGGCUCUAUUAGCUGAUGUGCUGCAGUGCUGUUUGUUCCAAAGAAAAUACCGUACUCUACUCACUGCCUCUGUGGGACCCAGCUCACUUUCUUUGUAGGGAAAAUAACAGUGCAUCACAGGAAAGGGUUGGUUUAGUAUCAACGUCUCUUGGGGCUGAUUUCCAAACUAGGCUUUCCUUCUUUUGAUGAACAUCUUGUUCAUUGUGCCACCACGAGGAAGAGAGAUAGAGGGAGGCCGGUUCUUAUUUUAGGCCUUGUUGCCUUUGAUACAUUAUGUUGUCAGUUCCCUGAAAUUUUAACGAAAGUUCCUUUUCUGCCUACAGUGCUUCCUCAUUUCUAAGCCUGAAAGCGUCACAUCUAAUGAUGCUAAACCUUUUUAGCAUUUUCCAACACUUAAUUAGAGGGCUGGUAGUUUGAAUUGUUUUGUGUAAACCAGCGACUGCUGUUGUAUAUUUUAGUCAGAGAAAUUGGCUUGCAAUGUUAUGGUGUGUUUUUAGUGCUCCGGUUCACGACGUCAUGCAUGGGAUUAAGACACUAAGAGCAGCAUUGAGUGACAUCCUGUGCUGAUUCUCAGUAUGGUGCUCUUGUGCAUGUGUUGUUUGCGAACGUCGAACAUUUUGGACACACCUUGCAGCUAGUGUGGUUCUUUUUUGUCAACAUUAAGGACGUGUACAGUACUGUGCAAGAGUCUUGAGCCAAGCUUCAUUUCUCUAUAUUUUGCCAGGAAAAUUGGAAAUAUGUGCAGUGAAUUAUCGGACACAUGGAAACUUACUUGGAAAUACAGUAUAUAAGCAAAAUCAGAGUUUGUACAAAAUGUUUCAUUGUAUGAUCUUACCGCAUUAACAGUGUGUUUGGGGAUCAUUGUCAUGCUGAAACUUGAAACCAGUGCCAAUGAGAUGCUUUUUGUUUUGCAUGGUGGAUAAAAUCUGAUGCUACUUUUCUGCAUUCAUGAUUCCAUCAGUUUUGAAAAGAUCGCCAACACCACUUGCUGAAAUCAAACCCAAAACAAUGACUGAGCCUUCACUGUGUUUUACAGAUGGCUGUAAAGACUGUUGUACCUCUCUCCUGACUUCCAAAAUGUUAAAAUUUGGAUUCAUCACUCCAUAAGACCUUCCCACUUAUUUUUAGUCUAGUACUUGUAUAGUUGACACACCUCAGCCUUUUCUCCCAGUUUCCCUCCUAUAAGAGUGGUUUCUUUACAGUCACUAUUCCUCUCUACAGUCACUCGCCUCUGUCAGUGCACCCCAGGGUGGCUGUGGCUACAACGUAGCUUGCCAUCACCAGUGUAUGAGUGUAUGAAUGUGUGUGUGAAUGGGUGAAUGACUGGAUAUGGAAAGCGCUUUGGGGUCCUUAGGGACCAUAAAAGCGCUAUAUAAAUACAGGCCAUUUACUAUUCAUUUGAGAUCAUUUCUAAUGAUCAACUGAAGGACCAGAUGUCUCUCUCAGGUCCUGCGUUAGGUCUUUGUUGGAUUUUUCUUUUUUCCUGUCUAAAAAAUGAAUGAAAAAGCAGCCAGUGUCCACAGACCACCUUUUAAAAAGAUUACAGAACUUUUGCUCUAGAAAAUGUUAAAAAAGUUAAAAGAAAGUAUAUUUCCUUGGAAGCAAAAUACAAAGAAGUGAUGGGUGACUCAAGAUGUUUGGAUUGGACACUGCCGUAUGUAUGGAGCUGUCCAAGGUGCUGAAGUGCUCAAACUACAAGUGUAAUAGUGUGAUCCUUUAAAAUGACCAGGCGCACAUGAUUGUUAAGUGGCUCAACUAAUCCACAGAAAAAGUGCGUCAAGAAAACAAACAAACAAAACCUCCCACUAUGGCUAAUGAUAAUUAUAUUUAUUGAUACAAUUUAGAGCACUUCCAAGUAAGGCAGAGCUUUCAUCAGUCAUGAGUCAGGUGUAGCAGCUUUGAUCAAGAGCGAGAAAAGAAAGAGUGAAUGGAUGCAAUGUCCAGCUUUGCUGUGCUUCUGUGUUGUAGAUGUUUAUAUCAAAGUCUAAAAUACUUCAAUGUCUGAACAUGUAAUCUCUGCGUGGCAAAAGCUCAGACUUCAGACCGCUCUAAAUUCUUGGUUUCUUGUGUUUUUUUUUUUGUUGUUGUUUUUUUUUUUUGGUCUAUUGGUCUUUGAACCUGACAUUUUAUGAUGUCAGUGGGAGCAGAUAUCCCAGAUAUGGGCAGCCAAUCAACAGAAAGUUGGCUUAAAGGGAGCGGGAAGGGAGAAAAGCUGAGUAUAUGAUAAAAAAAGAGAUUAAUUUGAAAGGUAAAUCAUGCAAAGGCACCCUGGUAGUGUCCACAAAUGGCACUACUGAGAUAAAAAAAAAAAAAAAAAAAAAAAAAUCUAAAAAGCUCCACUUUGGAUACAAAUAAUGUAAUUAAUAAUGUCAAAUAACAUCCAGAAUCAUUUUAGCUAGGAAAUGAAAUAUGUGAACUUUUUUUCUUGUAAUUUUGGACUAUAUACUAACAGUUACUUCGAUUAAAAGUAUCCAACUACUACUACACUGAUAUCUCUGGCAGUGACAGCCAUAUGUAAUAUAUACCCCCCUUACAGUUCAGCCUUUUAAAAAGCAAGUGGUCAGCUACAAAGUGGUACUCAUGCCUUGCUGAGCUACACUUACCUGCAUGAGGACGUGUUCUCUGGUGUUAAUUUUAUUUGACUCAGCGAGUGUUGCUCUAUGUAAAGUUGGUAACAGAUAUUAAUGCUUCCACAUCCAUGGGUUGUAAGGGAUGUAAAGGCAUCAUCCUCAUCAUCGUCGUCAUCAUCAUUUAGUCACCAGUGCAGCCAUCAUGCAUGUGCUGAUGCUACUUGAUUCCUGUCAAUCUACGUACUGUAGCAGUGAAUCCCUUUGAGAUUGGUCAAUACUAAACUGGUUUAAAAUAUAACAUCAAGCUUUAAGGGCAAAACUUUGCACUUACAUGUUGAUUUAGUCACGCAUAUGUUGCAGGAAAAAUGUCCUCUUUUGUGCAGGUUCAAAUGUUUCUCAUCUUUCUGUUUCUCUUGAUGGUUGUUGUCAGAUAAUUCUAAGAUAAAAUAAACCUCAGCAGUAGUACUUUUUAGAUACGGCGAGUAGACACCAUGUGCAUACCUGCUUCUUAAGGCACUGUGAAAAUCAUCCUUCAGGACUUUUGGGCACACCGUCGAUAGUAUGAGGGGAAAAAAAACCUCGAUUUGCUUCAAUAAAUGCUUUACGUGCUAGCUGAAUACAUGUGUACGUUUGAUAAUCUGAUACCAGUAAUGAGUCUUUUAAUAGAUCCUCUGCUUCAUUGUAUUUUUAAGUGUUUACAUCAUUAAUGAAGAUAUUUUGUGAUACCAGGAUUUGUGUGUAUGAGUUGUCAAAAAGACAAUAAACGUACGAUUUCCUGUUCA
This is a messenger RNA of Oreochromis aureus, 9496 nucleotides long. RefSeq names its product ribosomal protein S6 kinase, polypeptide 5 (gene rps6ka5). Lineage: Eukaryota; Metazoa; Chordata; Actinopteri; Cichliformes; Cichlidae. The record is from RefSeq and is a predicted model, not a curated record. Bases 379 to 2805 code for a protein of 808 amino acids. Gene Ontology annotation, molecular function: ATP binding; protein serine/threonine kinase activity; magnesium ion binding. Gene Ontology annotation, biological process: regulation of DNA-templated transcription; intracellular signal transduction; protein phosphorylation. The transcript has 17 exons.